This is a messenger RNA of Camelina sativa (false flax), 834 nucleotides long. The record is from RefSeq and is a predicted model, not a curated record. NCBI's taxonomy places the organism in Eukaryota, Viridiplantae, Streptophyta, Magnoliopsida, Brassicales, Brassicaceae.
AUGGAAGAUUCACAACCUUCUCGUUCAAGUAACCUAGAUCACGCCAGAAACUCCACAACAGACAUUCCCCUUGAUCUCACCAUCGAGAUACUCUCUAGACUUCCGGCAAAAUCUCUCAUCCGAUUUCAAUGUGUGUCGAAGCUGUGGUUCUCAAUCAUCCGCAGUAAAGAUUUCACCGACUCGUUCCUGACUCGUUCAAAGACUCAGCCUCGUCUCCUCUUCACCUUCAAUCACUUAAAGUUAUGGGAAUGUUUCAUCUUCUCAGCUCCUGAACACAACAACAAGGACUACGACGAUAAAGCCUCCACGGUGGUUGGCAGACACGACAUGACGAUGUCGGCCGAUCACGCCUACUCCAUCGCAUCUCGCCCCGUGAACGGUUUCUUCUGCGGCAGGCAUGGUGAUAAUUCGAUUGCGGUUUGUAAUCCCACCACUAGACAAAUAGUGAAAUUGCCUGAUGAACAUUUCGUUUUCACGGUAAGCUCUCCACAAAAAGAGUGGAGAAAGAUUGAAAUCCCCCAAGGUGUCACUUAUGACAUGGUAUAUGGAGGGAUAUGCAUCGAUGGUGCUAUAUACUAUGGUGUUGGAGACUCAGGAAUAGUUAGGUUCGAUGUUAGAUCUGAGAAGCUGGUACUAAUUCAAGCACCCGAAAAAUCACAUAUCACGACAACAAACUCUUCCACUCUUUUAAACUACAAUGGAAAAUUGGGCCGUGUAGAUUAUAGUUACGACGAUGAGAUGGUGUUGUGGAUUUUAGAAGAUGAUGAGAAACAAGAAUGGUCGGAAACUAGGCGUGCCCUACCUUCUGAGUGGUAUGAUUUACUUUUUGCAUAA